UUUCUCUUCAAGCUUAUAUAAAGCUCCUCCAUUGUUUUGAUCAUCAUCAUCCAUAAGUUUCUAAAACUUCUUGUUGUUCCUCUGUCGCACUCGGAUAUGUUUUCUUAAACUUAAAUCAAUUUUCAGAAGACGAACAAUGCAGAAAGUGGUAAUAAGAUUAUUGGAUUUGGAUCUAAACGAUGAAGGCUGCAAACAAAGAUCCAUUGAAGCUGUUUCUUCUCAAUUUUUCACAGGGGAAGUUACAAUAUCAACGGAUGCGGAGGAAAACACAUUAAUAGUUAUCGGAAAAAGAGUUGUUCCACAAGUAAUUGUAGACAGAUUGGGACAAUAUGUUUGUCAAGCAGAAGUAGUUUCAGUUGAGACAGUAGAAGAAGCAAAACCGAAGAAAUUUCAAUUUGCUGAUCUAAUUGAUAAGACUCCUCGUUCAGCGGCAGCGGAAAGGGUGAGAAAGUUAGGAGAUGCCAUUCACCAAUCAAAAAAAACUGAACCCAAACUCGACCCACGGUUCAAAACUAAAGAAUGGCCUGAAUUCAAACCAGUAGGAUUGGGUCAAUAUAGAAAAGUCGACAAACAAGGAGGAUUUGCUCAAAACUUCAACCCACCAGGAGGAUUACCAGCAGGAUUUGUCGACCAAAAACACGGAGGAUUUGCUAAAAACUUCAACCCACCAGGAUUACCAGCAGGAUUUGUUGAACACAAAAACGGAGGAUUUGCUAAAAACUUCAACCCACCAGGAUUACCAGCAGGGUUUGCUGACAAGAAACACGGAGGAUUUGCUCAAUUAGCUGAACGACACAAACUACACAAAGCACCAGAAUCUGGUCAAUAUGGAUUCGUUGACGAACAUAAAAAUCCAUAUGUCGGAUUAUAUAGAGAUACCAGUACCAGUGCAGCAACCAGCAAAGGUUGGAGUACAAUCUCCGGUGCCAGUACAGGUUCUAGUACCAGUGCAAGAAUCAGUAGAAGUUCCAGUUCAUUCUCCGCUGCCAGUACAGGUACCAGUAGCGGUUCCAGUACAACCUCCGCUGCCAGUAUAUUAACCAGUAGAGGUACUAGUAGAAUCCCUGGUAACAGUAGAGAUACCGAAACCACUACUGAGAUCUUACGCCAGGAAAAGAAGAAAAAAGAAAAGAAGUAGUUAAGUGAUCGCACCACUUAAAAGAGAUUAAUUGUAAACAAUCAAAGUUAUCAAAGAAUAAGGUUGGGGGGAACAAGGUGGUUUAGAAAAUGGAACCUAACACCAAUUGAUAAGAAAUAUGUAUCUUCUCUUUUGUUUUGGUUAGUAAGAUAAGGAAAUGAGGAUGAAAAUUAUGCUAA
This is a messenger RNA of Papaver somniferum (opium poppy), 1317 nucleotides long. RefSeq lists its product as uncharacterized. Bases 137 to 1138 code for a protein of 333 amino acids. The transcript is spliced from 3 exons. Lineage: Eukaryota; Viridiplantae; Streptophyta; Magnoliopsida; Ranunculales; Papaveraceae. The record is from RefSeq and is a predicted model, not a curated record.